UCCUUGCUGCUGUCAUCGGGCAAAAGUUUGGGUGGUUCAGCUUAUGCGGGGUUCGGCAAGAUGAAAUCUUCCAGAGUAACUCUUAUCGCUUGGCUGUUUGCGUGUCUUUCUGAUCAAUCAGUUGGUUAUCCAGAUGGAAAAGUAUACGAAGCCUGCAGCACCAUGAUGCCUCUUCAUGGGCAUUUGCCUCAGAAAUUUCCUAAGCACACCAUUAAAGUGAAUGUGACAGAAUUUAAGCCAGGAGAUCGUGUGAAAGUUAGUUUGUCUGGGCCUACAUUUGAAGGCUUUUUUCUACAAGCUCGCAACGCUGACCACUUGGAAGACCCAGCUGUUGGUUCUUUUGCAUUAGCUGAUCAGAGAAGAUCUCAGCUCCUCACAUGUGGGCAUGUAAAGAAUUCAGCUGUUAGUCACACAAGUAAAUCCAAGAAAAACCAUCUGGAUGCUUAUUGGAUUGCUCCUAGAGAUGCGCCAAAGAAAAUACAAUUUCUAGUCACAGUUGUACAAAAGUAUAGUAUUUUCUGGGUAAAAAUUCCUGGCCCUACAAUUUUUCAGCCUAAUACACCUCCUUUGACAACAAUAAUGUCUACUAAUUGGAACAUUCCAACAUCUUUACCUGUCUCUUAUCUAAGCCAACCAUUCAAUUCUUCAGACUGUGGAGAUCGCAAAUUCUGUGUGAGAAAUCCAACAAACUGUGACCCUAAAGCCAACAAUUGCUUCUUUCUCUCCUUCAAGCAAGAUUAUGACUCACUAUUGAUUGAAAUGAGCGGUCCCAGUGAAGGCUAUAUCGCCUUUGCAUUGUCUCAUGAUCAGUGGAUGGGUGGUGGUGAUGAUGCAUAUCUUUGCAUUAGCGAAGGUCAUCGUGUUGACAUCAGUACAGCUUUCCUGAUUGGGCGAUCUUAUCCAGAAUUUGAUUCAAAGAAUGCUUUGGAGAAAAUGUCUUGGAGGCUGGCUGAUGGCCUUAUCCAGUGUUCUUUCAGAAGAAGAAUUCAUCUUCCAGUUGUUACAGGAAGGUUUAAUCUAGAUGCAAACUACUACAUAUUUCUGGCUGAUGGUGAAGUCGGUGAAGGAGGUGUAAUCUACAAACACCACCAACAGCCUCUGAUUACAAAUGGAAAAUAUAAUGUUCUAGGUCCAUUAAAAGAUAUUGGAGGAUCCCGCUCUCCAUUCCUGAUCAAGAUUCAUGGUGCAUUGAUGUUUGUUGGAUGGAUAACUACAGUUAGCAUAGGGGUGAUCAUUGCCCGGUUUUUCAAGUCUGUCUGGCCGAAUACUCUACUGUUUGGAGAAGAGAUUUGGUUUCAGGUCCAUCGUACUUUGAUGAUAAUAACAGUAUUGCUCACAAGUGCAUCUUUUGUUCUUCCUUUUGUGUAUCGAGGAGGCUGGAAUAAACAAGCAGGUUUCCAUCCCUAUUUUGGCUGCGUUGUGAUGGCACUGGCACUUUUUCAGCCUCUCAUGGCAGCCUUCAGACCCCCUCCUCAAGCACCAAGAAGGCAGAUUUUCAACUGGUUACACUGGACUGCUGGCACAACUGCUAGAAUAUUAGCUGUGGUGACAAUGUUCCUGGGAAUGGACUUGCCAGCUCUCAACCUUCCAGAUCCAUGGGAUACUUACACAAUGAUUGGAUUUGUGGCUUGGCACGUUGGGACUGAUGUGCUUCUGGAGAUACAUGGCUACUGCCUCAUCCGCAAAGUCGAGGUGUUGGAAGAUGACAGGAUACAAAUACUGCAGUCCAUAACUUCUGCAGAAGCACAGGGCCAUACAUUUAAAAAAGCAGUGCUGUUGAUCUACAUUUGUGGCAAUAUAGCAUUUCUUGUCACCUUCAUAACAGCAGUUAUGCAAGUAUGAUUCUAAAAAAGCCUUGAAUAUUCUAAAGAGCUUAUCAUUAGAGACUUCAAAAUAGCUUCUCGCUGGAUUUCAUAGCUAUCAACAAAACUUGUCUUCAGUCCAAGAUGGGAAAACAGUUCUUCAGCACACAGCCACUGAAGAGUGGACUUCGUUGGAGAUUUUGUCCUGGUCCUGAUAAGAAUCUGUCUUGGUCUCCUCUAUGAGUUAACAACUUGCCUUAAUGUUGUCUAUUUGUAUUCUGUAGCUUUAUCUAUUACCUGAAAACUAGAAGGAGGAUCUUACUUUGAGCCAAUGGGCAAUUGUUUGUUCAUUUUCUCAUCUGAAGAUAGCUCCUCAUGUUCCAGGACGUACCUGUCAGAUUUAGCUGAUGUUUUCACAUACAGUAUUGUUUUCCUGUAGUAAAAUGUGGCCUUCCAUGACCAUGUGGCCUGCAGCAUGUCAAAAUUGGAAGAUGAUCAUCAGAGUGUAAUGAUGAAAGAUCCACCUCUUUUGAACAUGAGUGCAUAUAUACAAAAGACAUGGGACUUACAUUGCAAUACUCUGUCUACUGUCUUGCUGUUUUGAUCCCUUGCACCCCAAAGAUGUUGCUGCAUGUGUCUCAUGAUUCACACACUUUGUCUCCCCUCCCUCCCACACAGGUCAAGCACAAAUACAGAUAAUCACUAUCUCAGUAUUAUGAAGUCAUCUCCAAGUACAGUAGUUUCACAAGGGGCUUCUUUUUCUUGAACUGGGAUUCAAGAUGUUUGCAUGAGGGAGAAUACUUUUUGAAGUAUUUAUUACAGGAUUUUUAGAUUGAUUGAGAUGUGCAAUGACACUGAACAUUCCAAGAGUGAUGACAAUGGUUUGAACAUUGUUGUUUCUUGACAUUUCUAAACACUUGAAUGUGGUUAUAGACUACCUCUUUCUCUUGAAAGUAACUGGGUAUUAUACAGAUUGUCCUCUUUAGCAUGUAUUUAGUGAAUGAUGGCUUAUAUUGUUGCUAAAGUUAGAAUGACCUCUAAUUGUGUCUGUCCAUUGGCCACCCUUCUGCUACAGCCCCCUUGUAUGUGUUCUACAGGGUUAGAAGACCCUCUAGAGAAGGAGUGGGACGUGUGCAGGUGAUGCUGCUGGGUUUGGAAAAAUCAGGAAUAAGAUGGAGCUGCCUAGGAAAUAGGCCAAAAAUGUUGUUGUGAAAUUCCUGUCCGCAUUGUUAAAUGGCAAUGUAGGUUGCUAGAUUUCUUUGACUCUGAUCCUGAAGAAGGGUCCAGUAAAAAAAAGUAUUCUUUCAAAUCAAUCGCUUUGGUGUCAGACUUCUUCCAUUACUUAUCAUGGUCCAUACACAUGAUGUACAUAACCAGCAACACUGUAGUUUUAUAGAUACGUUACAUGCCAAUGAUUUAAUAUUUUUAAUUUUAUGAAAAGUUGAAUUCUUGUACAGAUUUUUGAAGGGAAUUUCUUUAUAAAUUAACCUGUAAGAAAUGUUUAACCAAAUAUAUGGUUGCUAGUCAUGUUCAUGUCUGUCUAAGAUCGUUCUAGUUAUUCUGGAAUACUGCUGGUUCCAACCUCACUUUUGGAUGCAGAAAUUAUUAAUAAUAUGGUCACAGCUUCCAUUACAAAAUUAUAGGCAGUGCUGUGAAUGACUCGCAAUAUACCCCAGUGUUGGCAACUAGGGCUUUUGAGAAGCUGCCCAGAAAGGUAAAAAAAAGGUAGAAAAUGAAGCUCAUUGGCUAAGCUAUUUCCAAGCACUUUUGGUGAUAAUAGUAUUCCCUUUCUAUCUUAGCUCCCCUGUGCUCUUUUUAACAAGAGGGGAGAUGAGUUUGUGAUCGAUUUUUAACAAUUGCAACUGUCUUCCUCUUGAGAGUAUUAUAAGGAUAAGGAGAGAGCUAGCUGUAUGCUAAACAGGAUCAUUCUAGAGCCCCUGAAUCUCAAAUAAAAUCCAUUGAGCAGUCAGAAUAGGUAGGUAUUCUAGAAAACAAGUUAUUUUUCUCUUCCCUCUUCUUGUAUUUUUUUGUCACGAAUAUAUAAGUAACAUAAAAGUAGAAAAUACGCAGAAUAUGUGAAGGCACUCGUAGCAGUGUAUUUUAAGUGCUCAUCCAUCUCUUUUUGGGAAGAAGAUAGCUUCAUAGUCUCUUGUAUGAUGUAUUGUUCAUAUAUUUCCCAUAGGGUAAGUGCAUUUCAAUUCCCUUUUGGCCUUUUUACUGGCCUCUUUCAUUUGUAGAGAACGUGCGUGUUGCCUUCUGGAAUAUUUUCAGUUUGAACUCCUAAAUACACAGCUGAGUCCUGAAAUAUCACUUCUAUUGUUGAGACACUGUGUGGUGCUCUUGAUUAGGUUUAUAGCCAUAGCUAGUCAUGUUGAAGUAGUCCAUGUUAGUCUAAUCUUUCCAAGAGAAAUGUUUUAAAAACACAUAAUGUUAACAAAAACCCCAAGUUACACUGAGUAUUUUUCUGAACACAAAUAUGAAAUACUAUCUCCAAACACAUAGGCUCAACCAAACAGGAAAGCCUUGCAUAUACCAUAAUAGGACAUUAUGUCCUCUUGUCUGAUCUCUCAGCCAUGCUGCAUUCAGAAGCAAGUAGCUAGCGAUAUCUAGAACAGCUCAUUUUUAUAAUCCGGUUUCCGAAUAUUGAUACAAUGAUGACAAAUUUAAACUUCUGCAUAAAAAUUGGGAGAAGUAUGCACAUUCCUGCCCAAAAGCAAAGUUUUAUCGGAGGGCUAGAGGAAGCAAAAAAGGACAAGGGUGCCUUAUUUAAUAUGGAAGUGGCUAAAACUCCAAAGGUGAGCAAUGAACACAGACAGGAAUAUAGAAAGCAAGUGACAUGAAGGAUAGAGCGGCCCCCAUUUCCC
This is a messenger RNA of Python bivittatus (Burmese python), 4666 nucleotides long. RefSeq names its product ferric reductase 1. Gene Ontology annotation, biological process: intracellular iron ion homeostasis. Gene Ontology annotation, molecular function: oxidoreductase activity, acting on metal ions. Gene Ontology annotation, cellular component: membrane. The record is from RefSeq and is a predicted model, not a curated record. NCBI's taxonomy places the organism in Eukaryota, Metazoa, Chordata, Lepidosauria, Squamata, Pythonidae.